CCCGGAAGCGACAGUUCGGCGUCGGACUGGUUGCUCUGGAGCCGAGUCGCGUGCCCGCCUGCCUGCCCGCCUCCGCUAUGGGGGCCGCCGAGAGCAGCGAGGGCCGCAGGGUGUCCUUCGGAAUGGACGAGGAGGAGCGGGUCCGGGUGCUACAGGGCAUCCGGCUUUCUGAAAAUGUGGUUAACCGCAUGAAGAAUUCCAGCCAGCCUUCCCAAGUGGGCCAGCUGACUUGUCCUCCUGCUCCUUCACCUUCCACAAUUGACACCUCUAAAGGCCCAGAGAAAGACUCCAAACUGCCCAAGUCGGAGGAUGGUGGUGCCCCACAGCCCUUGGAGGUGGAGGAGGAUCUCCUUAAGAGGUAUAAACAGAAGCAGGCUAUAGUCCAGGAUGAGCCGUUUCAGGCGGCAAUGAGGGAAAGAGAGGCAGCCAUGAAGUACGGGAAUGCAUCCCUUCACGGCGGGGAGGACAGCCUUGACCAAGAGAAGCAGAAGUCAGCCCUGCUGACGAGAGAGCUGGAGAACCAAGAGCUGGAGAACCGAGAGUCGGAGCUGAGGCGCCGCGACACCUUCUACAAGGAGCAGCUGGCGCAUAUGGAGAGGAAGAAUGCUGAGAUGUAUAAACUAUCUUCACAGCAAUUCCAUGAGGCAGCUUCGAAAAUGGAGAGCAUGAUAAAGCCCCGCAGGCUGGAGCCCAUGUGCUCAGAGCUGCAGGCUCAGAUCCUUCGCUGCUACCGCGACCGCCUGAAUGAGGUGCUCCUGUGCUCGGACCUGGUCAAGGCUUACCAGCACUGCGUGAGCGCUGCCCACAAGGCAGUUCUGAGAGAACAGGGGAGACCUGGUGGGGCCGAGGAGAACUGAGCUGAGGCCCAUCUGUCUUCGGGGCGGGAGGUCAGGGCUGAGAAGCAGCCAUCAUUCCUGGCCUUGGCGAUGACUUGGAGCCUUGAAGAAGAGACCAGUUAUGGGACCACAGCCUCCAGACCCCUGACCACAGCCAUCUUCUGCCAGGUGCCCAUGAUGCUUAAGAAAUGAAGGAUGUGCUUCUGUCCGAAAACAAAUAAAGCAGCUGUCUGUGUUUUCAGUCA
Messenger RNA from Pipistrellus kuhlii (Kuhl's pipistrelle), 1081 nucleotides. It is a transcript of the gene CHCHD6, whose product is annotated as coiled-coil-helix-coiled-coil-helix domain containing 6. The coding region runs from base 78 to 857 and encodes 259 amino acids. Lineage: Eukaryota; Metazoa; Chordata; Mammalia; Chiroptera; Vespertilionidae. The record is from RefSeq and is a predicted model, not a curated record. Gene Ontology annotation, cellular component: mitochondrion; MICOS complex. Gene Ontology annotation, biological process: cristae formation; DNA damage response. The transcript has 12 exons.